Messenger RNA from Spodoptera frugiperda (fall armyworm), 1945 nucleotides. RefSeq names its product histone PARylation factor 1 (gene Hpf1). Gene Ontology annotation, molecular function: histone binding; poly-ADP-D-ribose binding. Gene Ontology annotation, biological process: regulation of protein ADP-ribosylation; DNA damage response. The coding region runs from base 206 to 1498 and encodes 430 amino acids. The transcript is spliced from 5 exons. The record is from RefSeq and is a predicted model, not a curated record. Gene Ontology annotation, cellular component: nucleus. NCBI's taxonomy places the organism in Eukaryota, Metazoa, Arthropoda, Insecta, Lepidoptera, Noctuidae.
CAUUUGACGUUACAAUAAUCGUCGAACAGACCGCCAAAAAUACUUCAGUUCAACCAAAACAUUGAUUGCAAUUAUUUGCAAAAUAUUUUCCCGUGCGUACAAAUUCGUGACUAUCACCACUUUAUAUCAUUUAAAAUAAACUGUACCACAAAUUAAAGUUUUCUAGCAUUUUACAUUUGAUUUAAUAGCUCCAAUUGUUUAGAAAAUGGGAGAUUCCGAUGAAUGGAUGAAGUAUGUUAACGACCCAAGAACGGUCUGUAAAUAUACAAGUAAAUGCUAUCAGAAGAAUCCGGAACACCAUAAACGGUUUAAGCAUCCACCACAAAAGAUUGGCAAAGCAAUAAACCGGACUAGAGGCCGUUUAUCGCCAUACGCAAGGCCUUCUCCUGGUCGAUCACCUGCACGGCAAGAGAAGCAUGAGCCACCGAGCAGUAGCAGUGAGGAGGCAGCGGCGAAGACUGAUGAUGUCGCCAGUGAUAACAAACCUGAACAAUCAGAUGAACAAGAAACUGAAGAUCAAGCAGUCAUAGAUCUUCCUGAAAAAAUAACCUUUUAUGACAAAAGUACUGAUAAUAAUCUUCUAAAAGAAUUGUUCCUAGUAGAAAUGCCUGAUGACUUCUUUAAAUUUUUUGAGUGUAUUAGUGAGUGUGGUAAAUCAUUUGAAGACACAUUGUCGAGUGUGAACCUGAUGGCUAUUGGUCCAUUUGAACUGUUGAUGGGGAAGUUACCUAAGUUAGAUAAUAAAGAGCUGUAUUUAGUUCAUUGGCGAUUCUUCUAUGACCCUCCAGAAUUCCAGGCAAUCCUGAAGAACAAGAAGAAAGAUAGCCAGUAUCACAUUGGAUAUUUUCGUGAUGACCCCAAGGAGCCACCAGUAUUUGUUGCAAGUAAUGAUAGCGAGAAAGACUAUCACAUCACUCCUAUGGCCUACAAUUUAUUUGGAGCUGUUUAUAAAUACUUGCAAAAUGAGAAGAAACAUUCCCCAUUUACUUCAAUGGCAUGCCAAAAAGUAAUGGAUAAAAUUAAAGCUUAUGCUGAAAAGAACAAUAUUUCUUUAGAGGAAUUUAAUAUGAAAAAAAGAUCAGCUAGUGUGGUGACUAAAUCGUUCCAUGGUGCAGGCAUUGUGGUACCUUAUGAUAAGAAAACUCAACUAGGGUACAGACGAUUGGCGGAAACUGAUGCUACCCUGAAAAAAAUGUUUACAAAACUAGAAAAUGCUGUAAGUAAAACAGAGAAAAUAGAAGUACUCUCAGAAUUACAGCCUGUAAUAACCAAUAUUAAUAUUGCCCUGGAUGAAUCAGACUUUGGAACUGGUAUUGAGGGUGGCAUAGCCCUGUUUUGCUCAGGUUUACAAGAAUUGGCACAACCUGCCAUGAGUAGCUUGGUGUCUGCAUACUCUGUGCUAAAUAGGAAUCCAUUUGGAGACAUAAUAAAGGCGCAUAUUAAGUAUCGGCGUAAAGGACCUAACGUUUCGCUGUUGCACAUGUCUGCUCCAAAAUAACAAUUUGAACAAGUAACUGAAGAUCAAACUGUCACAUAUUUAGGAACUAAAAAUUUUGAAGCUGACUUUAUUUGAAGCCAAAGCUGACUCUCAUUUGAUGUAUUAGGUUAAUAAUGUCUCAAGUAAUAUUUGUGACUAAUAUAAUGUGUAUUGACUACAGUUUGCAUGAUAUUGCUUUCAAAAUGUAAUUUUGUAGCUUGAUAAAUAUGAAAACACCCAAACAGUGCCUUUUUCAAUUAUGUGUAAGUAUUUAUUAUAUAGUUUAUGGACAGUUAAAUAAAUUGAAGGAUAUAAUAUUUAAAGGGAAAAAAUAUAUUUUCCAUUUGAUACAUUUAUAAUAACAGUUCAAAACUAUAGUGUAAGUAGGUAGGUAAUAUUUUUGUAUUGUUUUUUAUUUAAUUUAAUUAUUUAAUACUGUAAUAAAUCAUUUGAUGCUUUUUAAAUAAA